UUAAUUUUGUAGUGUUUAGUUCUUUACUUUUUUAAAAAUAAAUUAUUUUAUGUUAUGUGACAAAUUAAAUAAUUAUUCUAGUGAAACAUUUCAAUACUAUCGACGAUACAAAUCUAAUUACCAAUAGCUAUAUAGUCGAACGUCACAUCGUUCGACCAUCAUUGUCGGAAAAAUCAACAAAACUCCUGAAAACUAUGACGAAACACUAUCCCACACCGUUUACGCCCAAAGACUCGACCGAAAUGUGCAUGCAGGUCAGAAAGCCGCUGUCGGCCUGCCACACGGAGAACUUUGUGUUCCUCAGGUUCCUCAUGCACCUCUUUGGGUAUACCGUUGACGGACCACCGACGCCGAAGGAUAAAAACGUACUAAUUGAAUCCGCCACGACGGAUAUUCGGACCGAGUUGCAUUUUUUGGAUGGUUAUCAACAUCUGUUCGAUGAAACAUUUAUGUCCGUGUUCCAGAAAAAGAGACGAAAAAGAGCCGUGGACGAUCAGUACGAUUUCGUGAUAGUAGGUGCCGGAUCUGCGGGCUGCGUCGUCGCAAACAGAUUGUCGGAGAUUAAAGACUGGAAGGUAUUACUCCUUGAAGCCGGGAUCGAGGAACCAGAAUUUUCUUCUGUGCCAGGUCUUGCACCUUUACAAUUAGGGAGCAAGAUCGAUUGGAAUUAUACAACACAGCCUGAUGAACACACGUGUAGGUCCAGACCAGGAGGUAUGUGUGAUUGGGCUAGGGGCAAAGUAAUGGGUGGGUCAAGUACGAUCAACUAUAUGAUUUAUACUCGAGGAAACAUGGAUGAUUAUAACGAAUGGGAACGUAUGGGAAACGAUGGAUGGGGGUAUGAAGAAGUUCUUCAAUAUUUCAAAAAAUCCGAGGAUAAUGAAGAUCCAGAAGUUUAUAAAAAAAACCAAAAGUUUCAUGGCAAAGGCGGAUAUCUUACGGUGGAAUGGUUUCCAUACGUAGACCCUACGGCAGUAGCUUUAAUAAAGGCGUGGCAAGAGAUCGGUUUGCAUUAUGUAGACGUAAAUGCCGAAAAUCAAAUAGGCGUAACUCAUUUACAAUCGACAGCUAGGCAUGGCGAACGAAUGAGCACUAACAAAGCGUUCAUAAGACCGAUUAGAAAAAAACGGAAAAACCUAACUGUUCUAACAGACGCGCAUGUUACUAGGAUAUUGAUCGAAAAGAAACGCGCUAUUGGGGUGGAGUUUUUGUACAAGAAAAAAAUUAGAACGGUGUUCGCAAAAAAAGAGGUGAUUCUGAGUGCCGGCAGUCUAAAUUCACCAAAAAUACUGAUGCUCUCCGGUAUCGGGCCUAAAAAACACUUGGACAAGAUGAAAAUUAAAGUUGUGAAGAACUUAGCCGUUGGGAAGAACCUACAAGAUCACGUUACGUCUGACGGUGUUGUAAUUCGCGUGAAAAAAACAGCUACUGACAAGCCGCUCAAAGAGAAAAAGGAAGACGCUGUUUUGUACAAAAAAAAAAGAAAAGGUCCUCUGGCGGCCACUGGCCCAUUACAAUGUGGAGUAUUCCUUCAAACUAAAUAUGAAGAUACACUGGAUCUGCCGGACAUAAAUUAUGCAUUUGACAAUGGCAACGAGAAAGAUUGGAUUAUCGACCCUGCAAAUGCCACAAAAUUCGGUAUGUCUCCUGUUUCUUAUUACGAAGCGAUUAACGUGAGACCGAUUUUGUUGAAGCCAAAAAGUAGAGGAUACAUAUUACUCAACGAAACUCAUCCAAUUUGGGGUCAACCACUGAUUUAUCCACGUUUCUUUACUAAAGGAAACGAUAUUGAUAUACUCGUUGAAGGCAUGAAAAUCGGAGCGAACCUGGUGAACACGGCGUCAAUGCGCAAAGCGGGGGCGGAACUAGUGGAUGUGCCGGCAAAGGCAUGCAAGGCAUACAAAUUCGGCUCGGACAAGUACUGGGCGUGUGUGGCCACCGAGUACACGGCCACCAUAUACCAUCCGGUGGGCACGUGCAAGAUGGGACCGGAACAGGACGAAGAAGCUGUCGUCGACCCGGAACUGCGCGUGCACGGUGUCGAGGGUCUCAGGGUGGUGGACGCUUCCAUCAUGCCGACUAUUGUCCGGGGAAACACGAACGCACCGACCAUAAUGAUUGCGGAAAAGGCUUCGGACAUGAUCAAGGAUAAAUGGCAUCAGCAUAUGUCGUCUAACGAUAACGCGGCUGAAAUCGACGAAUAACGAUCACGAUGUGUGAUAUAAUCAUAUUGUUAUUAUAUAUAUAUGGCGAUUGCGUAUUUGCGUCCAGUGACAGAACAGGUACUGUGGGCAGCAGUCCCCAAAAUGUAGUCAUUUUUGAAUUUUUCUCUUAUGUAUUACUCUUAGGGGUGAUCCCUGUCUGACAAUCAUGUAAGACUUACCCAUCAUACAAGCAUGUCAACACGAAGAAAUAUUGAUAGGACCUAAUAUUUUUCAAAAAAUCCCUGAAAUUAAUCGAGUAAUAUAAAAAAUAAUAUAGUGAAGACGUUCCUAUAUUUCGAUGUUAUCACAUUUUUAUAAAUAUAUAAUAUAACUUAUAUAUUUGGAAUUUAUGUCGUACUUCAAAGUGUUAGUUCUGAAUUGACCAAUCAAAGUUUAGUAAAACGUUUAAUUAGGUACACGGAUUAUAAGUUAAAAACUUAAAACCAAAAACCAAUAAGUAUGCAAUGAUUUGUGCUUUUGUAUCAAAGUUUUAUGUUUUAAGUAUAAUAUAUAUUAUUAUAAUUUAUAAUAUACAG
Molecule: messenger RNA, 2740 nt
Organism: Acyrthosiphon pisum (pea aphid)
Lineage: Eukaryota; Metazoa; Arthropoda; Insecta; Hemiptera; Aphididae
Product: glucose dehydrogenase [FAD, quinone]-like
Exons: 7
Coding region: 195-2204 (669 amino acids)
Molecular function (GO): oxidoreductase activity, acting on CH-OH group of donors; flavin adenine dinucleotide binding
Source: RefSeq, a predicted model, not a curated record